UCGGUCUCCCAGAACUGGAGGUUGUGCUCGACGGCGGCUCAGCGGAGGCUCGAGUUUGGGAACACAAUCGCGCCACAACCCACGACGGCAUUGAGUAUAAAUGUCGCUGACAACCAUGCCAGCGCACCGAUGCCUUCAUUGAAGUUCUUAUGGAUGUGGAACAUGGUUUAAUCAUCGCCAUGUCUACGUAUGGGGCAGAAUACAGGGGCGCACUAAAGAACACUCCCGUCACCGUGCUACCAAAGCUCAAGAAUCUAUUCGACAUAGUGUACCUCGACUACGAGCAUCUGGCUGCGGAGAAGAAAGUACCAGUGAACCGUCUGAAGUACUACCUCGUCGACAAUAUCAAGAACGUGGCGACCAAGGCUGCGGUCGACUUCGCUCUGAAGUUUGAACUUACAGAAUCGGAAUGCCAGGCGCACACGUGGGAACAGCGAGAUAUUUUCUACCCCGAAGAUGAUGGCUACAAAGCGCUGAUCGCAAGUCCAAGUGGGCGCAGUGCCGCACUCUUACUCGCCACCCACAAGAAAGUAUUCGGCGAGCGGAGGAUUGUCGAGAGCAUUACGUUCUUUUGCCAGAGCGACGACUUCGACUCCUUCAAUCUGCUCUUCACUAUCAAGGACCAUGACGAGGAGGAGGACGAUACCGACUGGGAGGAUGAGGAGGAGUCUGAAGAUCCUGGACAACCGGACUUUUCGGUCUCGCCCUGGCCGAGUGCGACGGCAGCAGUUCGUUGAAGCUCUAGUGCCUGGUACUUGUUUUCAAAGUCCGAAAGUACCAGUUCUUCCAUUGUUGC
This is a messenger RNA of Paraphaeosphaeria sporulosa, 796 nucleotides long. RefSeq lists its product as uncharacterized. NCBI's taxonomy places the organism in Eukaryota, Fungi, Ascomycota, Dothideomycetes, Pleosporales, Didymosphaeriaceae. The coding region runs from base 150 to 737 and encodes 195 amino acids. The transcript has 4 exons. The record is from RefSeq and is a predicted model, not a curated record.